This is a messenger RNA of Onychomys torridus (southern grasshopper mouse), 2022 nucleotides long. It is a transcript of the gene Bend6, whose product is annotated as BEN domain containing 6. The transcript has 7 exons. The record is from RefSeq and is a predicted model, not a curated record. NCBI's taxonomy places the organism in Eukaryota, Metazoa, Chordata, Mammalia, Rodentia, Cricetidae. Gene Ontology annotation, biological process: negative regulation of Notch signaling pathway; positive regulation of neuron differentiation. The coding region runs from base 366 to 1211 and encodes 281 amino acids. Gene Ontology annotation, cellular component: nucleus. Gene Ontology annotation, molecular function: transcription corepressor activity; DNA binding.
GCGGCGGCGGCGGCGGCCUCGGCCGCGCGCACAUGGCUGCAAGCCGGGCCCGAGCGGCGCGCCCUCCCGCAGGACGGCUCGGUGCGCGCGCGCUGCCCGCCCAGGCCACGCGCCGGGCCGCGGUGCGCGGGGGACCCCCGGGCUUCGCCUCUGCGGCCUCCGUGGACCGACUGCUGGAGGUCGACGUCAGGGGGCGCCAAGGAGCCGGGGGGGGGACCCGGGCUCCCGCCUCCCUGCGCCCGCCCGGAGGCUGGGGCUCGGAGGAUGCAGCAGGGAGAAGCAUUAGCUGCAUGCGGAAGAGCAGCACCUACAUGGAGUCUCUGCCUUGGAUGGUUGCAGAAAGCCUCUGCUGACUAAGUGAGAAAAUGCAGAAGAUUUUGCAGACAGAUGACGUCACCGACAAUCAAGUUCUUAGGAAAAGAAAGAGGAAACGGACAGAGACGGUGAACUCUGAAAAUGCAAACAGUGCCGUGGAUAAAGCACAGAGAGACCCAUAUUCAGGAAAUGCCUUCCUGCCUGGCGAGAGCUCCAGCGAUGAUGAAACUCCCUUAGCAGAACUGUCCAAGGAGGAACUUUGUACCAAAAUCAAAAACCUGAAAGAAAAACUGACCAACAUCCGGAAGGAGAACAGCCGACUUCGACAGUCUUUGGUCAUGUUACAAGUGUUACCACAGGCUGUCACCCAAUUUGAAGAACUGGUGGGAAUGGCAGAGACCCUGCUUAAGGGCGGAGGAGUGGCGUCCACACCAGCAUCUACCCUCUGGAGAGCAACAAACAACUCCUCCCCAGACUCCUUUGCUUCUCUGUGCAGUAAUUCCAACUCCAGUUCCAGCUCCCCAAGUUCCCUGAAGGCUGAGGAAGAGCAGCAUCCUGGUGAGAAGCAGUUCAAGAUUGAAAAAUGGCAGAUUGCCCGUUGUAAUAGGAGCAAGCCUCAGAAAUUUAUUAACGACUUAAUGCAAGUACUUUACACAAAUGAAUACAUGGCCACACACAGUCUGACUGGAGCAAAAUCCUCCACUUCAAGAGACAAAGUUGUAAAACCAGCUAUGAACCAGAAUGAAGUUCAAGAAAUCAUAGGAAUAACAAAGCAGGUAUUUCCCAACGCAGAUGAUGUUUCAAUUCGAAGGAUGAUAGGACAGAAACUGAAUAACUGCACCAAGAAGCCGAAUGUGAGCAAAACUCUUAACUCUCAGGAUAGUGUCUUAAAAUAAAGCAUGUUUGGUUUUACAUCAAACACUGGAUUUUGCUGGAGAACGGGAGACACAUCAGAGACCGCUGUCUGGCGUCUGUGGUACCCAUGACCUUCCUGGUUGGAGAAGCUGCAUGCAGAGUCCAUACGACUCACUAGUGAUGCAUCAAACCAGAGAAUGCCCAUCAAACAAGCAUGCAAUAUGGUUUCUUUGGAAAUAUGCAUUUCUCACGGCCCCCAAUACUUCCCUGUACAACUAACUUAAGAUAAUAGAAACUCUUAUCGUAGCAACGAAAACAUCUUCCCUCCAGAUCAGUCCCUGUCCUCCACAAACAUGGAGCGUUAUUACUAUCAGUGAUUCCCCGGUUACGCUGUUUGUUUUUUGGAUUUAGCAAACACAUGUUUGGUAAAAGUAUGAUUGAAAUAAUGCAUGUUUACAAAUGCAAAAGAAAUAAAGUGAGCCUCAGCGAUGAGUCUCAGUAAGUAAUGAUGAUGUAACAUUAAAGUGAAAUAGGAUUAUGGGGAAAAAAUAACAAAAACAUAAAAGUCUUUUCAAUAUUAAACUUUCCCAGCACAAUCCUAAAAAGCCCCAAAUCCAAUUUUUGUUUGUUAAAAUGAUGCACCGAUUUUUAUAAUAGACUCUUAGUUUGCAAAGCAGACAUUACCUCUCAAUAUUUAUUGCCCAAAGUGUACUAGAUACAGAUGUGUAAUGUUAAACAGCAAUAUCACCUAAAGUGCACGCAGGACAUAACAUCAUGUUUGAUCAGCUGUGAUGCAGGACUGCUUAUUUUUUUAUUUUUUUUAUUUUAUAUUUUUUUUUUGCCAGAACUGAG